Caenorhabditis angaria is the source of this 1289-nucleotide messenger RNA. The record is from the annotation of a GenBank genome assembly. NCBI's taxonomy places the organism in Eukaryota, Metazoa, Nematoda, Chromadorea, Rhabditida, Rhabditidae.
AUGGGCAAACAAGAAUUUGAAAUUUUGGACUACGCGGCUCCGUUGUUCGUUGGAGCAGCUUUUGGAUUUGUUGUUUUGCUUCUCACAUUUGCUAUCAAUUUCUUGUUGAUUAGAAGAUCUGAUGAGGUUACCGCUUUUGAGAAGGUGAGCAUUUUCAGUAACAUUUUUCAGUGUUAAAUUUUUCAGGGUAAGUCCCACUUUUAAGAAAAUUUUUCAAAAUUUUUUUUCAAAAAUUUUUCAGAGUAAGUCACAAAAAAAUAGCUUAAAAUGUUAAAAAGCAGUAAAAAUUCAUGAAAAUAAAAAAUAAAAAUUUAAAUUGACUCCAAGUUGCUGUGUGCAAACACUGCGACGCACUUUUGCGUACGGGAAGAUUUGAACUUUUAAAUUUUCACAAUAUUUCAUUUCCAUCUUUUGUUUGGUUCAAGUUCAGGCCAUAGGCUUCGUGGGUGGUCUUGGAAUCAGACCUGGGAAAAAAUUGGUGACUUACCCUAACUCCAACAUAAUUUUAACAAUGUUAUUCUAUCAAAAAAUAAGGCUCUAUCGCAAUAUAAGGGUCCCAUGGAAAUAUAAGGGUCCGUAAAAAUAUAAGGGUCCGUUAUUUUUUUUGAGGGUCCAUCAAAAAUAAAUUUUUUUUUUUUGAAAAAAAAAGUAUUUUUUCUAAUUUUUUCACAUUUUUUUAGCCAGUAAGUAUGUUUUUAGGGGGUUUAUAAUAUAAAAAAAAUUAAUUAAUCAGGAUUUAAUCAAAAUUUUUUCUUUCCAAAAAUAAAUUUAUUUUCCCGCCCAAAUCAAAAUUUUGAUUCGGGCGGGAAUUCAAAAUUUCCAAAAAAAAAAUUUUUUUUUUCAAAAAUUCUAUCCCGCCUAAAAAAACGUAAAAUUCCCAGGCCUGAACCUUAUCGCCUUUUGAACUUUCCUAAUUUUUGAGGUCCUCAAGGCUUCCCAAGGCUUUCCAGGGCUUCUCCAAGAUUUUCACACUUUUGUUGAAGAAGCGGAGAGUUUGAGUAACUAUGCAAAAUGCUAAUUAGAAGUUUUAAUCCGACAUGAAAUCAAAAUUAAUAAUUAUAAUCAAAUUUUGAGCCGUAAAUCCCGUAAAAAGUAAAAAAAAACUUAAACUUAAAAAUUCCCAGGUCUGAACCUUAUCGUCUUCUGAACUUUCCCAAUUCAAAAUAACCGUUAUCACCCCCAUUUUUCAGCUGGGUGCAAAGUACAAUCUUCGCGUCGGCCCUCAUCGUGUUUCUUUAGUCAGAGCAGCCAUGGAAAAACAUGUCGAUGAGAAUGGACAAGAAUAUUAG